Messenger RNA from Ornithodoros turicata, 5477 nucleotides. It is a transcript of the gene betaggt-I, whose product is annotated as geranylgeranyl transferase type-1 subunit beta-like. The transcript is spliced from 9 exons. Gene Ontology annotation, biological process: protein geranylgeranylation. Gene Ontology annotation, cellular component: CAAX-protein geranylgeranyltransferase complex. The record is from RefSeq and is a predicted model, not a curated record. The coding region runs from base 75 to 1118 and encodes 347 amino acids. Gene Ontology annotation, molecular function: CAAX-protein geranylgeranyltransferase activity. Lineage: Eukaryota; Metazoa; Arthropoda; Arachnida; Ixodida; Argasidae.
GCCAUUUGGGUAGUCGUGCGAUAAAUGCGGUAGCUGGCCGUAACGUAAUCAAAUGCAGCCGGCCUAAUUCAUUGAUGAAAAUGGUAUUCCUGAGAGAUCGUCACAUUAAGUUCUUCCAGAGAUGCCUCAAGGUGCUUCCAAGUGCGUCUGUUUCCAUGGAUGAAAUGAGGAUGACUAUUGCGUAUUUUGCUAUUUCUGGACUUGAUCUCUUAAAUGCAUUGGACACACUGGAAGAUAAGGAAGAUAUCAUUGAAUGGAUCUACUCUCUUCAAGUCCUACCUUCUCCUGACGGUUCGAAUCUGUCUAGGUGCGGAUUUCGAGGUUCACCAGCCAGUUGUGUUUCAAAGGGCAGCAGCAAUACGGGCGAGCUGCACAGGUUUGACGGGGGACAUAUAGCAAUGACGUACACAGCACUGGUGACUCUCAUCAUUUUGGGAGACGACCUUAGCCGGGUGAACAAGGCGGCCAUCACUAGUGGCCUCAAAGCCCUUCAGCAGAAGUGUGGAAGCUUCUGUGCUGCGCUGGACGGUAGUGAAGAUGACAUGCGAUUCCUGUACUGUGGGGCGUGCAUAAGUUACAUCCUUCAGGACUGGUCGGGCUUUGACAUGGAGCGAGCCGCAAAGUUUAUCACGGACUGCUAUUGCUACGACGGCGGUAUCUCUGCUUACCCAGGAACGGAAGGACACGGUGGACCAACAUUUUGUGCUGUGGCGUCACUGGUGCUGAUGGGUAGACUUCACUCCGUGUUUAGCCACAAACAGCUGGAUCGGUUACGACGUUGGUGCCUGCUGAGGCAGCAAACCGGUUUCCAGGGUCGUCCCAACAAACCUGUGGACACGUGUUACUCGUUUUGGGUUGGAGCUGCUCUGCAGCUUUUAGGUGCAUAUCAAUUUGUACAAAAAGAAAAGAACUUUGAGUUUCUUGAGUCAACACAAGAUGUCAUCACUGGAGGGUUUAGCAAGUGGCCAGACAGUGAUCCAGAUCCCAUGCACUCGUACUUGGGGCUAGCCGGAUUGUCGUUGAUGGGCGUCGAAGGUGUGGCACCACUGGAACCAGCGCUGAACGUGAGUCAGAGAGCAGCUUCUCAUCUUCGGCAAUUGCAUCGGGACACCAGUUGACCAUGGUGGGCCACUUCCACGUUUCCUGGGCUCUCAUGAAAGGGAGCUUUGAACAUUUUACAAAAAGCAAUGAAUCAACAUAGUGCACUACUUCUAGGAGCCCAAUGGCUACGAAAAAGGGGCAUUUUGCUUUGCCCUUCUUGGACAGGAAUAACUUGCACACUGUGUCAUAUCAUAGUUAGUUCACCUAGCACACGUUGCCUGACUCAUAGCGAUUCUAAAAGUACCGUGUGUUACCCCACAAAAGUAUACCCGUAUCGGCAUGCCACGCUCAGCAACUACGCCAGGUGGAACAUUGUGCCGUCCACGUAUUAGGCCCUAAAGGAGAUUCAUUGCUGGUGAAUUUUAAAGUGAUUUGAGCAAUGUAACGAAAAGUUAUAAAUGCAAAAGGUGCCAACCCUGCAUUCCAAACACUUGAAAUGGCUCGGUAGGAAAGCACUGUUGAAACGCUGCUCCCCAGACAACACUCGAGUGCCUGGGGUCACGGCGAGCUGUUAACAGCCACAAGAGUGUUGUGCGUCUGGGGAGCAGCAUCUCAACUACUCUCUGCGACACCUGUUUGAACACGUGGAAAACUUGAUUAUUUUUAAUACGGGAUUUUUAUUAUUUUUUAUACCCCACCUGUUUGUACCUUCGUACUUUUUAUACCUUUUUGUACAUAUUGCAUUUUUUUUUACUUUGUGCUAUGAUGUGCUAUGAAAUUCACCAGGAACGCAUUGCAUAACUGUCGAGCAUGGCAUGCUGGCGUGGGUAGACUUUUACGGUGUAGCAGCCUGUAUAUUGAAAAAUGUUCUUCAAAUGUUGUUCAGUAUUUGCUAAUUUUGAUGCAAAAAUCUUGACAGGGUCCCUCUGAAUGUUGGUUGUUUCCCCUUGUCACCCUGCAUCAUAAAUAUGCCAUUAAGAUCACUACAUGGGUAAGUGUGCAGACAAUCACAUAGAAAGCUGUUGAACAUGCAGCCCUAAACGUCUCAUACUGCGUAUUGGUAAAACACGAUAUUGUUACAUGGUCUGUGAAUUAGCUUAACGCAUUUAUUUGAUCAUGUGAUACGUUUUUUAGGCACACGAGUAGUGCAGUGGGACACUGUAUACUCCAAAAUAAUUGCUUGUCAUUGCAAAUCGUGCUACAACAUGAAUUUAUUUUUUCUUGUUUACAUAAUAUAGUACCCAAAAAAUAAAAAACACUAAUUGCUCACCAUUGCUAACCUCACUACAACAUGAAUUUAGUUUUUCUUGUUUACACGCUGAAAUAUAAAAAUAAAACUAAUUGCUUGCCAUUGCUAAUCUCACUACAACAUGUUUUUUUUUUUUUUUUGCUUAUGUAAUAUACUCCUCACACAUGUGGCGUGUCAUAUCAUCAAGUAAGUCGUGUUCCUUCUGACAUCCUGUUAUGAGCUCACACCGUAACUUUUACUAGAUGCACGCUUACACUGUUGUUGCCACCGGUGUUUCAGUCUGCAAGACACCCAAGACCGAGGCCACUUGUUAGGCAGUCCAUAUCGCAAAGUUUUUUCUUCCCUGGGUUGUUGCCAGCAAUAUUCUAUACGACUAAAAAUGUUUUUGCGCUGUGCAAAUGGGGUCUCUCCAGUGCUUCAGUCGAAGUCUUAGCAUGGCAUUCCGCUGAGCUGAUGGUGCAUCAACAUCGACAGCCGUGCCUGCCAGCUCACCUGCUUGAUUUCUCGCAUGAAACGUAACAUGACCGGCACCUAUACUCUAAACACAAAGCUGCAAAACCGCUUCUUUGAGCUCGUACAUUAGGCCCAUGUGCAUGUGCAUGUCUCUAACAAAAGAUUGUUGUUUGUGGUGUUUCCCAUUGUUGCCUAAUUAGAGUCCGAUGUUUUUGGGAUUAAUCCCAGUAAAACUCGUUUUUACCCUGUGAUUCGCAUCAUAGUCACUUGGAGUAAAACUGGAAAAACCUGUAAAUUAACUUGCGAAAGUGCAAAUUCAGCCACUAAUGCAGGCACUUUAUGUUCAGCACAGCUGCUGGGCAUCUCGUGUUCAUCUGAAAUGCGAGAUGGGCUGUUCCUCUUCUUCUUUUCGUUUUUUGUUUCUUUUUCUUUUUCAUCCAAAAUUGUGGAUUCCCACCCGGCAAGUACCCGUACCCCCCAAAUUUACCCUACUUUACAGCUCCUCGUAUAAGACCCGAUCCCCCCCCCUCGUUUUGGAAAGUCAAGUCAUUCCUACAGAGAAUGAUACAAAAUUAUGGAGAGGCAUUUCGCUUACAUGGCAUCUGACAGCGACAGUCAGAUCUCAAUUUUUCAACAAUAUUUGUAGUCCAGGACGGCAACUGUACCACACUUGCUAUCCAACAGUUUUCAGAUGCAUUAGAUGCAGUGUUGGCACUAUGCCAAUUACACCAUCGCUCUCACCAUAUGCUCCCAACACAUUCUGCUGCCACAGUGGCAGUGGUGCACAUUCAAUGUGAUUGCGCUUCUUUUUUAAUUAAUGGGGGCUCUUUUAUGAUGUCGUGUGACAAGGGUAUGAAACUAUGGGGUAGGUAAGUAGAUAGAGAAUGAUGGGAACAGGCCAUGAACUGAGCAGUAUUGAUAAUUUUAGAUGAAGCUACAUGAGGCAAUAUAGUGGUUAGUGCCGAUUUUAUAGGGCUGUAUUUUUGUUUUCUUUGAUUCUGGGCUCUAUUUUUGACCCCUAACAAUAACAUACCUUGUUAUCAGAAUUUGAAACUUUUAUGCCACGAAUGAACUGUGAUCACAGGUGAGGUGAUGCCACACUUGUUCGAAACAUAAUCACUUACAAUGCGUUGGAAUGCGACAUAACCUUAGUGUCAUUGCAGUGUGUGCCUCACAAUGUGUUCCUUUCAUACCACUUUCUACAUUUGUAUGUGUACCACAUUGUUAGUGCAUAAUAAUGAUGAUGAUGACCAUUCCACACCAGAUGUCACUUAGUUAAAGCCAAAUUAUAUUGCGCUAUAAUCAAGCUGUUGGCCAGAUGUGUUGUAUAUCAAACAUACGAGAAACAUUGAUGAUAAGGUCACUUCGUAUGCUAUGCACUGUUUAUAUUUCUAGUCUUGUGUACUACUGCAAUUAGGUAUAGUCGAAAGGAAACAUUUUGAUGCAUAUGGAGUAUUUGGUCUAGCUUUGGUAAUAUUUCUGCAAGUUCUUGGAGGAGUGACAGUUAUAAGAUAAGUUUUGCAGAUUAGAGCUAUUGUAAAUCGGGGUGAAAUAUUUUGGUACAUGGCAUCCUAUUCAGUAUAAAAGAAAACAGGUUAUCCGAUAUAAGAAGCCCGACACCUGGUGCAGAAGCACUGCUAGACGCUGAGCAGCACUACAGGAAAUUAGAUAUACUUAGGGCCUGACUUUUUCGGGUUUUAUUUUUGGCCAAAUUCGGGGGGUAAAUAUCGGGUGAUAUUUUUCAUUUGAAAAUUCGGGUGUAUUCGGGUUAAAUCCCGUUACGGCAUAUGCUGUCGUCAGGAAUUCGGGUGUAUUCGGGUGAUUUUUUUGUUGUUUAAUAAAAAUUUGUCUUAACAUGGAACUAAUGUUUAGCAAUGUUAUCAAACUUUAUCUUAAUGCACACUUAUGAGUGUGCCACGCGACCCGGAUGUUUUCGGGUAGAUUCGGGUUAAACCCGAAUUUUACAGAUUUCGUUCGGGGGGUAAAUAUCAGGCGGAUACGGGUUUAACCCUAAAAAGUCAGGCCCUAGAUAUACUGCACUUGAGGGAGUAUUACUGGAAACUUCAUUGCUACUUCAAUCCCAUUGCAUUCCUAAUUUCAUGAAAAUAUAUAACACUCCGCUUUUCUGUGCCACAUGAGCUUGCUGUUAUCACAAAAUAUUUGUAUUCAUAUAAUGUAAUUCACAGGUAAAACUUUGUCCAAGAGAGGCAGUUCUAGGAAGGUAACUGGGUUAGACCUGCACAUUGUAUUUGUUAUAGUUGUGCUACAAGUAUUUUUCAAAUUCGACUACAUUUAGCUGUUUUGAUAUGCUGGUAUCUCUUAGGAGUGAUUGAUUUUUGUUCAUUUUUCUCUCGAUGAACUUGAUCGAACUGUCAGUGAUGUUUUGCUGUUCAUCUGUAACACGGUCCUUGUCUGCAAGUUACAUAUGGCGAUCCAAAAGAACGAGACCCAACAUUGCAACACCAGUCUUUUCUAUUAACAAGUGCAUCUUUGUUAACAAGUUCUUCAAAAUUCUAUUCAUAUAUCAGUAGUCUUUCAUAAAUUACUGCCUUUGCAUGAAAAAUUGCUCUUUACUAGCACACUAAGUACAGUAUUAAUUACGCAUGUAUGUGUGUUUGUACAUUGUUUAGAUUGUUGUUACUGCUGAAUAGUUUGUGCAGUCUCAUCAUUGUGAGUUGGACCACCCUUCGAGAUAUAAAGUCUGUUGUGGAUUAAACUUUUUUCACGAUUCUCA